Molecule: messenger RNA, 1424 nt
Organism: Uloborus diversus
Lineage: Eukaryota; Metazoa; Arthropoda; Arachnida; Araneae; Uloboridae
Gene: Arp6
Product: actin-related protein 6-like
Exons: 11
Coding region: 168-1379 (403 amino acids)
Cellular component (GO): Swr1 complex
Molecular function (GO): nucleosome binding
Source: RefSeq, a predicted model, not a curated record
GUCUGCUUGCGCUUUGGCAUUUUUGCGCCUGACAAUGUUUAUUUUUCUUAACAUUUCCCUUUUUUUCCGGUAGUUAAUGCUUAACUUUUCACUGUUAAGUAUUUGUUCUCUCUGGUUUAGAGAUUUCCCUUUCGCAAGUCGAAUGUUAAUGUGUUUCAAUUACCACUAUGCCGUCUGUUUCUGAAAUGCCAUCGAAUGUGUUCGUUCUUGACAACGGUGGAUAUACUGCAAAGGUGGGAUAUUCGACUGAUGAUCAACCACGUGUUAUUCCAAAUUGCAUCACAAAGGCAAAGAGUGAAAGGCGCAGAGCUUUUAUUGGUAAUCAGCUUGAUGAAUGCAAAGAUUAUUCAGCAUUAUAUUAUUCAUAUCCAUUUCAACGUGGUUAUUUAGUGAACUGGGAUAUUGAAAAGACAGUAUGGGAUCAUAUAUUUAGCAGUGAUAUGUAUAAUGUUGAUUUCAAAGAAACGUGUCUUAUUGUAACUGAACCUUAUUUCAAUUUUACAUCUUUGCAAGAAAUGUUAACUGAAAUUUUGUUUGAAGAUUACAAAUUUCAUUCAGCUCUAAGAAUAAAUCCUGCCACACUUUCUGCAUAUAAAGCUCAAAAGACAUUUCCAUCAGAGAUGUGUUGUUUAGUUGUAGAUUCUGGAUUUUCUUUUACGCAUUUUAUUCCAUACAUAAAGGGAAAGAAACUUCGGAAUUCAACCCGAAGACUUGAUAUAGGAGGAAAGGUUUUGACAAAUCAUUUGAAAGAAGUGAUUUCAUAUCGUCAUUUAAACGUCAUGGAUGAAACGUAUGUUGUGAAUCAAGUGAAAGAAGAUGUUUGCUAUGUUUCAAGUAAUGUAUAUGAAGAUGACAAAAUAGCACGGUUGAAAAAUGAAAGUAAUACAAUAAUUCGAGAUUAUGUGCUACCUGAUUACACUGUUAUUAAAAGAGGCUAUGUGAGGCCACCGGAAGAAACGAAUGGCCGUGCAAAGGAUAACGAACAAUUAAUAAGAAUGAAUACAGAAAGAUAUAUGAUACCUGAAACGCUUUUUCAUCCAGCUGAUGUUAAUCUCAAUGAAAUGGGCUUAUCUGAUUCCAUACUUUAUUGCAUUUCAACUACACCUGAAGAAGUCCAGCCACAUUUAUACAAAAACAUUGUUCUGACUGGAGGAAAUGCAUGUUUUCCUGGAUUCAGAGACAGAGUAUAUAAUGAUGUUCGUUCAAACGCACCACAUCUAUUCAAUGUAAAAGUAACCUUGCCAGAAAACCCUGUCACAUAUGCGUGGGAAGGAGGAGCUAUGCUUUCAAAAGAUCCAGAGUUCUCAAAACUUAUUGUUACUAGAAAGCAAUUUGAAGAAAAUGGUCUUUCAUACUGUCACGAAAAAUUUGAUGUAUAAUAUUUAUUUACAAUUAGUUUUCAUUAAAAUACAUUAUUUUAUUUA